GUGAACCCCGCAGUUUCUCAGUCCAUGGGCGUUACGUUGCCUUCACUCGCGUAAAUUGCGGCGGCCAUUUUUAGAAUCAUUAAAAGUAAAUUAUCAUUGAAUAGGCAAAGUGCAAAAUAUUGGCAAUUUUUAUCAUUAACUGACGAAAUUACUUAUCCAAAAGUAUUUUAACCAGGUAUGUCCCUCUAAAUUUUAUCUUACCUCUGGUCCAAAAUUCGUAAACCAGCAGCUAUAUAUAAGUAACGCCGGAUUUCUUUUUGAGAUAAUUACCUAUUUACAUCGUUGUUCAACUAUGCCUUUUCACAGCCGCUUAUUACGAUUUGUUGGUUUUCGAAUUGCUCGUCGCAAAAAUAAAUAAAAAUUAAUUCUUGAGGCUGUACCGGUAACACUGAGUUCGUUUACCUACCGGCGCAGCGGUGGACAAUGUUGGCGGGAAAAUCGAAAAGUUGCCGUCAUAACAUACUUUUCCUUAAUUUAACGUCUCUGCUAUUCAUAGCUAUGGCAGAAGGGAAUGGUGAAUUGGCAGGAGAAGAGUCGAUGAAAGUCGAAGAUAAUCAGCAGAGGACGGAAGAUUAUCAGAAAUUACUUGAAUAUGGCCUAGACGAAAAAGUGGCGGCAAAACUUGACGACAUCUACAAGACUGGUAAAUUGGCCCACGUCGAUCUGGAUGAGCGGGCUCUUGACGCAUUAAAAGAAUUUCCAGUUGAUGGUGCACUUAAUGUACUGGGACAGUUUCUUGAAUCAAAUCUGGAACAUGUUUCGAAUAAGUCAGCUUACUUAUGUGGCGUAAUGAAAACAUAUCGUCAAAAAAGUCGAGCUGGAUCAAGUCAAGGUCCACCUACACCUGCCGCGGCUCCAGUCAAGGGGCCCGAUGAAGACAAAAUAAAAGCAAUACUUGAGAGAACAGGAUACACAUUAGAUGUUACAACAGGUCAGAGAAAGUAUGGUGGUCCUCCUCCAGGUUGGGAGGGUCCAACUCCUGGUCCCGGUUGCGAAGUGUUUUGCGGCAAGAUUCCAAAGGAUAUGUAUGAAGACGAACUGAUCCCAUUAUUUGAACAGUGUGGUACAAUUUGGGACUUACGACUAAUGAUGGACCCAAUGACGGGGACGAAUCGGGGCUACGCAUUUGUAACCUUCACAGGACGCGACGCUGCCCAGGCAGCCGUUCAAAAGCUGAAUGAUUAUGAGAUACGGAAGGGCAAAAAGAUUGGCGUAACCAUAUCGUAUAACAAUCACCGGUUGUUUGUGGGCUAUAUUCCAAAGAACCGGGAUCGGGACGAUCUGUUGGAAGAGUUUUCCAAACAUGCACCCGGCCUGGUUGAGGUGAUAAUCUACAGCUCCCCCGAUGACAAGAAAAAGAACCGCGGUUUUUGUUUUCUUGAGUAUGAAUCACACAAGGCGGCGUCGUUGGCAAAACGGCGCCUUGGUACUGGUCGUAUCAAGGUUUGGGGUUGCGAUAUAAUUGUCGAUUGGGCCGAUCCACAGGAGGAACCCGACGAACAGACGAUGGCCAAAGUAAAGGUGUUAUAUGUACGCAACUUGACGCAGGAAAUCACGGAAGAGAAAUUGAAAGAAGCAUUUGAACAAUAUGGGAAGGUGGAGCGGGUCAAAAAGAUUAAAGACUAUGCGUUCAUACAUUUUGAAGAACGAGAGCAUGCCGUUAAGGCUAUGACAGAAUUAGAUGGCAAGGAAAUGGGUGGAUCAAAUAUAGAAGUGUCAUUAGCUAAACCGCCGUCUGAUAAAAAGAAAAAAGAAGAAAUUCUGCGUGCUCGAGAGAGAAGAAUGAUGCAAAUGAUGCAAGUUCGAGGGGGCAUGAUGCCAGGCGCUUUGCCUAUGCGUGGUCCUCCAGGUCAAGGUCCGAGGACUGGAACUGGAAUGCGAGCCGGACCCAUGGGACGGGGCGACUACGAUUACGAUUACGACUAUUACGGUUAUGGGGAUUAUCGAGGCGGCUACAGUGAUCCUUAUUAUGACGAGUAUUACCGGUAUGAAGAUUACUAUUACGAUUAUCCACCGCCGGCCCCACCCCAAGCUAGAGGAAGAGGCCGACAACCACAACCGGAGUUGGACGAAGGAACAACGCUGAGUUCUACCGGUUUAUUCUAUGAAGUGAGCUGCGGAACGCAGGCUGGCCGUGGGCGUGGGGUGGUGGCGCGUGGGCGAGCCGGUGGGCCCCCGGCCCGUGGGGCGCCGGCCAACCGGGCGGGCCGGGGCGCAGCGGCCGUGGCCCGUGGAGCGGCCCGCCAGCCCGCUCGUGGAGCAGCCCGCGCCAAGGGAAGUUUACCAGGUAAGCGGAAGUUAGACGGGGGUCACCAGAACCAGGGGGAGUCAAAGCGCAGAUACCAGAGCAGCUGGGGUAACCAGCCACUGGCGCAGCAGCCGCUGGGAGCAGCGGGCCUGAACGGAGAGCAGCAAUGGUACCAGGAUUCGUACGCCGCCUGGAGCUAAACAACAAAAUCGUUACUAUGCAACAAUAGCAAGCUAGUAAGCAAACCAACCAACCAACGUCGUGUUGUCGUCGUCUUCGUGUGUAGUUUUUCACACACUUUCCAAUUUUUUUCUUCCCCCCUUUUUCUUUUUUCGAUCAACAAAAUAGCAACAGAAACAGCAGCAGAAGCAACAACAAAACAGCGGAAAAGUAAAAGUGAGUGCCUGAUAAGAAGAAGCGAGUGUUUAAUAGCGGACGCCCGCGCAGUGUAUAAAAAAAAGGAGACCUAUUGUGUGUGUCCGCUUGCGUAUACGUGUAUAGUAUGUAUGGUGUGUUCGUACUAGUGGUUUUGCGUCCGGGAGAAGCAAAUAAGCGGAAAGGGAAUAGGAGUGUUAAUAGAUCCGUCUUGACCGUUAGGCUGGUUCAGUAAUGGUAUACGCGUGAUACGCAAGCCUGACCUACCGGUUAUUAAUGAAGCCAGCCAAUCAUAUCCAUUGUCGUCAACCAGUGGCGCCACCACUACGUUAGUAACAUGUUUCGAAGUUAUCCACAACAUUUAAAUAAUAGUAUUUAUCUUAUGGUGUCCCCGGGAUAUAUGUAUGUAUUUGUUUUAUUUUUUCAUUUUUAAAUGACAAGAGCGCAUUACAAAAUAUUUUCUGUCUUGGUUGAUUAAUGAACAAUACUUGCUUUCAGCGAUACCAAUCGUUUCUUUGAUGGAUGUUUUAAAGGGAAACUGACAAAAAAAAAGUUAAAAUAUAGCAUAGUCGUAUAUUAAAUAAAAAUAGAUUUAAUAAUAGUAAUUAACACGAGAUUGAUAUGUUGUUGGACUUUUCCAAAUUUUGUACUUGUUCUGCUCGCUAAGCUAUUGCUCAGUAAAUUGUUGUUUGACGGUUUUAUUUAUGUCCUUUUAAAUAUGACGUUGUGUUGUGUUGUUUUUCUCUCGUUUAGUUUUUGAUUUACUUAGUGUUUUUAUGUAAGUAUAUAUAUAAAUCGAAAGCGCUUAAAAGAAUUAUUUGCACCACCGCGCAGGCACUGCGCCCCUUGUUCUGGAGACUGUUACAUCGCGGGGGCGCCGCCCGUUUAUCGAACAUAUUAUAUAUCGGAUCCUAAACUUCUAUUUUAUUUCUGACGAUUAAUUUUUAGUAUUUGGAAGGGUAGCAGUUGUGACGACAAUACGUUAUCAGCUUCCACCCUCUGUGUCUUAAAUUUCUUGCGCGUUCGUAUCGUUCAAAAAAAUGAUACGUGAUCUUUUUUCCUUCUUUCGCGAUUAGUUUUUUGCUAGGUAAUCUUUGAAUAAUAAGUGCUUGAAAUGGGAGGGAGGCAACAUUAUACCUAUUCAAUUUGGGGCGGGCUUACGGCCGUGGCGUUCAAAAAAAUUGCAUGCUGAUGUUUUCAAAUUUCAUUUUGUUCUUUAAAAAGAUCUCAUGAAGGCAAAUGACGAGAAUAAGUAAAUAUUGUUAUAUAUGUGCGGGUUGUUUGGCAUUAUAAGUGAUUUUAAUAUCGGAAUGAUGCGGCUGCCUGGCGCGCGAACAGACCGCAGUAAAGUCCGGUCGAAACUGGACUUUUUAGAAAAAAAAAUGGAUGGAGGUUGGGGACGCGCAAAAUUCGUAUUCUCAACCGUUGCGCGCAGUAAUGAAGCAUGUCUAAUUGGAGUGAAUAAUAUGCUAACAUCAUCUAGCUAGUACUACUUUACUACUACAUACAAUAGUAAUAAUGGAUAAUAGAAAUAGUAAAGUUAUUAUUAUUAAUGUAUAACAGUGAUGAUACCCGCAAUUUUUUUUAUUCUUGUGGGCGUUAAUGAUGAUGACGCGUCCGCUUUGUGAUGUAUUUUAUUACGAUAAUAACGAUAACUUGCGGUAGCAGUGAACGAAAAGAAAAUUGUAUUUUUCUUAAAUGUAUAUCUAAAUUAAACCUUUUUCAGCUGUUGGUGAAAGAUAAAAAAUCAUUUGGUGUUUAAACGAUGCAUUUAC
Agrilus planipennis (emerald ash borer) is the source of this 4398-nucleotide messenger RNA. RefSeq names its product heterogeneous nuclear ribonucleoprotein R. Gene Ontology annotation, molecular function: mRNA binding. The transcript has 11 exons. Gene Ontology annotation, cellular component: ribonucleoprotein complex; nucleus. The coding region runs from base 424 to 2448 and encodes 674 amino acids. NCBI's taxonomy places the organism in Eukaryota, Metazoa, Arthropoda, Insecta, Coleoptera, Buprestidae. The record is from RefSeq and is a predicted model, not a curated record.